Messenger RNA from Lathyrus sativus (Indian pea), 561 nucleotides. The record is from the annotation of a GenBank genome assembly. NCBI's taxonomy places the organism in Eukaryota, Viridiplantae, Streptophyta, Magnoliopsida, Fabales, Fabaceae.
AUGGAUUCAUCACAAAGUCCAUCUGUUGGGGGGAAUGGGACACCAAUCUCUCAAACUAACAAUACUGCAGCUUCUGCGGCAGGAGCUGAUGAUUCUAUGCAAAACCUGAAGCAGAUCAACAAGUCCAUUGAGAAAACCUUGGGCCUUAUCCAUCAGCUUACCCUUACUGUCUCUAACUUCAGUGCUGCGUUGCAAAUGCCACUCCUCCAACGCAUCAAUGGUCUUGUUGCAGAGCUUGACCACAUGGUCAAAUUGGCCGAAAAUUGCAACAUUGAGGUUCCUAUGGAGGUGGUAAAUUUAAUUGAUGAUGGGAAGAAUCCAGAUGAGUUUACCAGAGAUGUUAUAAACAACUGUAUUGCAAAGAAUCAGAUCACAAAAGGAAAAACUGAUGCUUUUAAGAAUUUGCGCAAGCAUCUAUUUGAGGAAUUGGAGCAAAACUUCCCUGAUGAGGUUGAGACAUUUAGAGAAAGUCGUGCUGCGUCUGCUGCAGAGUUGAAGCGUUUGGUGGAGGCACAAAGCGUAUUGCCCAAUGGAGAUUUGAGAGUUAAACUAGAACAUUAA